This is a messenger RNA of Yamadazyma tenuis ATCC 10573, 894 nucleotides long. It is a transcript of the gene SLC1, whose product is annotated as 1-acylglycerol-3-phosphate O-acyltransferase. Gene Ontology annotation, cellular component: membrane; endoplasmic reticulum. Gene Ontology annotation, molecular function: 1-acylglycerol-3-phosphate O-acyltransferase activity. NCBI's taxonomy places the organism in Eukaryota, Fungi, Ascomycota, Pichiomycetes, Serinales, Debaryomycetaceae. Gene Ontology annotation, biological process: phosphatidic acid biosynthetic process. The record is from RefSeq and is a predicted model, not a curated record.
AUGGCGUCUUUCUUUCAAACAAUUAAAUUCUAUGUCAAGUCCACCAUUUUUGGUCUCCUCAUUCUCGUGUGUGCCUUCUAUGGAGUGGUGGCCUCAAUAUUCUUGAGAGUGAUCGGUAAGCCAGAAUACAGUCAGUAUACGGUUGCUAGGGCAUUCUACUAUUCGUUCUCCACUAUUUUAGGAGUCAAAAUAAAAGUCAACAAUGCAAAGAACUUAAGUUCGUUACCAGGAAUCUUCAUCUCCAACCAUCAAUCAGCCUUGGAUAUUUUUAUCUUGGGGAAGAUUUUCCAGCCCGGUUUUACUGUCACUGCUAAAAAGGUGUUGAAGUAUGUACCGUUCUUAGGAUGGUUUAUGUUGGCGAGUGGAACCUUUUUCAUCGACAGAGCAAAGUCUGACAAGGCCAGAAAGGUAUUGGAUGAGGCGUUGGCGGCGCUCAAGAAAGAAAAAAGAGGUGUUUUUAUGUUCCCUGAAGGUACUAGAUCUGCCAGCACCAACUUGGAAAUGUUACCAUUCAAGAAGGGAGCGUUUCAUUUGGCUAACCAGGCAAAGAUUCCAGUGGUGCCUAUCGUCGUGAGUAAUACCUCGACCAUUUUCCAUGCCAAAUCGAAGAUAUUUAAUUGUGGUGAAAUAAUUAUUGAUGUUUUACCGGCAGUGGAAACAAAAGACAUAGAGACUAAAGAGCAACUCGAUGAAAUGGUCGUACAGGUGAGAAGUCUGAUGUUAGAAAAGUUGAAGGAGAUUGGCUUCUCCAAGACGGCAGCUACUGUGAUUCCACCCAAGUCACCAGCCAAACUUACCCCAGAGCCAAUUAACAGUAAAAGCACUGAUGAGGUGUCAGAGACGGUAGAAAUUGACGUUUCAACCGAAGAGUCGCCUUUGGUUGCUAAAGGCUAA